AUGAAGGCGGACUACAAGUUUUGCAGACCACCCAGAAUCCCGCUGGAGGCCAGUGAGCGGAGGCAUUUGUCCGGCACACUAACUCUGGCUGCUACUGUUAGUGUGCUUGGACUGAACCAGCCAAGAGGAGUUCGAGUUACAGGGCGACACCUGAUUUUAGACCCCGUAGUCUGUCUAUGA
Molecule: messenger RNA, 180 nt
Organism: Xyrichtys novacula (pearly razorfish)
Lineage: Eukaryota; Metazoa; Chordata; Actinopteri; Labriformes; Labridae
Source: the annotation of a GenBank genome assembly